AUGGAUACUUUCCUACGAAUUUUUGAUAGUGGCAAAUUUCUUGAUGAAAUUACACGAGACAUUAAAUCAAAUACAAAUCAUGCUUGGACGGCAUAUCCAGAUUUAUUAACAGUUGGUCAACUUCGUGCUGCAUAUUCAAUUGUAAUUAGAUCUUUAUCAGAAACUGAUGAUGCUUUAGCAUGGGUUUGCUUAGAAAAACUUAUUAAAGCAAUCGAAAAUCUUCCAACAACUGACAACAUAUAUAGUGACACUAACUCUAAUAUUAUUCAUUCCAUCAACAAUAUAUUAAAAAAAAAUAACUCUUCUUCUAAUAACAAUUUACAACCAACAAAUUCUCCAUUUAUUAAUCAACUAAUUAAAUCUAACAAUGAAAAAUUUAUCAUCGAAUCAGCAGCUUUAUUAUUUCAUAGAGGUCAUCUGCUUCUCACUCUUAUUGAUCAGAUCAAAUCUGUCAAUUUGAUAUUUUUGAAAACUUUAUUAUUAAAAAUCAAAAAUUUCUUAACUAAUGAACCCAAUAGUAUUUCUAAAAAUGCAAUACAGAAGGUUUUAUUCGAUGCACUAAGUACAGAUCUUGAUUAUACAAAAAAAGAAGCUGGUGUUAAAUGGUGGUUAACUGAAGAAGUGUCAGUCACCCAUGAACUUGAUUUUAUUGAUACGCCUUCAUUAUUGUUUCUAGUACCAAGGAUUCAAAUGCUUUUGCUCAACCGAAUCCCCCAUCCUUUAAAAAGCAAUAUUGAGUACAAUUGA
This is a messenger RNA of Entrophospora sp. SA101, 747 nucleotides long. The record is from the annotation of a GenBank genome assembly. NCBI's taxonomy places the organism in Eukaryota, Fungi, Glomeromycota, Glomeromycetes, Entrophosporales, Entrophosporaceae.